AGCAGCUCUCACAGACAGGGGAACAGCUUUUUCAAAAGUUUUAAAGGAUGGCAUUCUUCAAGAAGUUUAUCAACAAAAUUAGUAACGAUGACAGCAGCAAGGGUUUUAAAGGUGGUCAAGUGGAGACGGCAUACUUUGGAACAGUAAAGCCUGAUCCAAACUUUAAUGGCCAGAAUGAUGCUGCAAAAUUGAAGAAAGCUAUUGAGACCAAAGGUGUGGAUGAAGCCACUAUUGUGGAGGUGAUUGCAAAGAGGAGCAAUGCACAAAGACAACAGAUUAAAGUGGCUUAUCAGCAGAGUACAGGAAAACCUCUGGCAGAUGCACUGAAAAAGGCUCUGAAGUCAGAUUUAGAGGAAGUGGUCCUGGCCUUGCUGAUGACUCCUACUGAGUAUGAUGCUUUUGAGAUGAAAAGAGCCAUGAAGAAACUUGGGACAAAUGAGGCCGUCCUAAAUGAAAUUUUGAGGACCAGAUCAAACAAGGAGAUUACAGCAUUGAAGAAUACUUACAAAGAAGUCAACAGAGAGCUGCUGGAGGAAAAUAUUAAAAGUGACGUUAAAGGAGAUCUCGAGACUACCCUGCUCGCCCUUUGCAAGGCUACCAGGAGCAAAGACCAUCACAUUGAUGAUGGUGUCGCUACGAGUGAUGCAAAGGCUUACCAACUUGUUAUUCUUAUGAUCAGCGUUUCCGUCGUCAUGUUUUAA
Molecule: messenger RNA, 701 nt
Organism: Sinocyclocheilus rhinocerous
Lineage: Eukaryota; Metazoa; Chordata; Actinopteri; Cypriniformes; Cyprinidae
Product: annexin A1-like
Exons: 9
Coding region: 48-701 (217 amino acids)
Biological process (GO): signal transduction; phagocytosis; cellular response to glucocorticoid stimulus
Cellular component (GO): nucleus; plasma membrane; vesicle membrane
Molecular function (GO): phosphatidylserine binding; calcium ion binding; calcium-dependent phospholipid binding
Source: RefSeq, a predicted model, not a curated record